Messenger RNA from Psammomys obesus (fat sand rat), 4618 nucleotides. It is a transcript of the gene Arhgef15, whose product is annotated as Rho guanine nucleotide exchange factor 15. The coding region runs from base 363 to 2894 and encodes 843 amino acids. Gene Ontology annotation, molecular function: guanyl-nucleotide exchange factor activity. Lineage: Eukaryota; Metazoa; Chordata; Mammalia; Rodentia; Muridae. Gene Ontology annotation, biological process: activation of GTPase activity. The transcript has 17 exons. The record is from RefSeq and is a predicted model, not a curated record.
UGGAGGAGUCGGGCAGCAUCUAGUUGUCCAAGGGGACAAGAAGAUAGGCUGAAAACAGAAACUAUCCCAAACCAUAAAGCAGCACAGGUGAAGGCGCACACGCAGAGAGGCCUGCCUUCCAUACCUGAGCCCCAGCCUUCUCUAACCUCCAACACCCUGGACGACGGAUCCCUCACAUCCUCUAGGCCCGGCCUGCGCAUGUUUAGCGUGGUGAGGUUGGGGGGGGUGUCCGGUUGGGAGGAGGAUAGGAUUCCUGUUUCCUGCCCCUACUCACUCAGCCCUAGGAGGUGACUGGGAGUGGAGGAACUGAGGGGGGAUGACUUCCUCAGAACACCUCACUCCUUGGAAACACUCGGAAGACGAUGUCAGCCCAGUCUCUUCCUGCAGCAACGCCCCCUACCCUGAAGCCCCCUCGGAUCAUCCGCCCCCGGCCCCCUUCUCGCCAUAGGGCUCCACACUCUCCCGGGCCUCCCCACAAUGGCUCCUCUCCGAAAGCGCUUCCUCACGUUUCCAACGACGCCUCCGCGCCCAUGUGCGCCUCCAUCUUCUGGGAGCCGCCCACGGCCUCCCUGAAGCCCCCUGCCCUUCUGCCCCCCUCAGUCUCGAGAGCCAGCCUGGACUCUCAGACAUCCCCCGACUCACCUUCCAGCACGCCCAGCCCCAGCCCAGUGUCCAGGCGCUCCACGUCCCCAGAACCAGCUCCCUGCUCCCCUGCGCCCCCACCCAAGCCCUCGGGGUCUCCCGGAACACCUCUGCCCUCGCCCCCCAUGCCUCUCCAGGAUGGCUCUGCCUCAGCCCCUGGCACGGUUCGCAGACUGGCCGGCAAGUUUGAAUGGGGCCCUGAAGGCAAGGCCCAGUCCUCAGACUCUCUGGAGCGCUGCUCCCAAGGGAGCACGGAUGUGAACGGAGAGAGAGAGACUCCCCAAGCCGUCCUUUCGGGGACUGGGUCGCAGGAGAACGGCAGUCCCGAUGCUGCCCUGGCCUGCCCUGCAUGCUGCCCCUGUGUCUGCCAUGUAGCAAAGCCCGGGCUGGAGCUCCGAUGGGUGCCUGUGGGGGGCCCUGAUGACAUGCUCAGGGUCCCGUGCCGGGCAUCGCCUCUUCGGGCCUCCCGCUCCCGCAUCAACCCUUCGGUCAUCAGCCACCCUCCCGUGGUCCUCACAUCCUACCGCUCCACGGCGGAGCGCAAACUCCUACCUCCCCUAAAGCCCCCCAAGCCAGCUCGAGUGAGACAGGAUACCAGCCCCUCUGGGGAGCCUCCACAGCCAGACCUGGAACUGCCUCCGGAAGAUGGAAUCCAAGCAGGGGACAGACAUAAAGACGCACCCCAGAAUGCUCUUCCUGCAACCUUGGAGAAAAGUGCCGGGGAAGGGCUGGAGGGGCUGAAGGAGCAGCAGUGGGAGCUGCCGCUGCAGGAUGAACCUUUAUACCAGACCUACCGCGCGGCCGUGCUGUCCGAGGAGCUGUGGGGUGUGGGUGAGGACGGGGGUCCCUCUCCAGCUAACCCCGGAGAAGCUCCCACCUUCUCCAGGCUCCCUGGACCUCGAAACACCCUGUGGCAGGAGCUCCCGGCUGUGCGAGCCAGUGGGCUAUUAGAGAGCUUGAGCCCCCAGGAGAGGCGCCUGCAGGAGAGCCUGUUCGAGGUGGUGACGUCAGAAGCCUCCUACCUGCGCUCCCUGAGGCUGCUGACUGACACCUUCGUCCUGAGCCAGGCUCUCCGGGACACACUCACUCCUCGAGACCACCACACGCUUUUCUCCAAUGUGCAGCGAGUCCAGGCUGUCAGUGAGCGGUUUCUGGGAACAUUACUGUCUCGAGUCCGCUCUUCCCCACACAUCACUGACCUGUGUGACGUGGUGCACACCCAUGCGGUUGGGCCUUUCUCCGUGUAUGUGGAUUAUGUCCGGAACCAGCAGUAUCAGGAAGAGACCUACAGCCGCCUUAUGGAUACGAACGUGCGCUUCUCUGCGGAGCUGCGGAGGCUGCAGAGCCUCCCCAAGUGUGAGCGGCUCCCGCUGCCGUCCUUCCUGCUGCUGCCCUUCCAGCGCAUCACCCGGCUCCGGAUGCUGCUACAGAAUAUCCUAAGCCAGACAGAGGAGGGGUCCAGUCGGCAGGAGAACGCCCAGAAGGCCCUGAGUGCUGUGAGCAAGAUCAUCGAGCGCUGCAGUGCUGAGGUGGGGCGCAUGAAGCAGACCGAGGAGCUGAUCCGGCUCACCCAGAGGCUGCGCUUCCACAAAGUCAAGGCGCUACCCCUGGUCUCCUGGUCAAGGCGCCUGGAAUUGCAGGGGGAGCUGACAGAGCUGGGGUGUCGCCGGGGCGGUGUGCUCUUCACCUCCCGCCCCCGCUUCACCCCCCUCUGCCUGCUGCUCUUCAGUGACCUGCUGCUUAUCACUCAACCCAAGAGUGGGCAGCGGCUGCAGGUUCUGGACUAUGCCCAUCGCUCCCUGGUGCAGGCCCAGCAGGUUCCGGACCCAUCUGGACCUCCUACAUUCCGCCUCUCGCUUCUCAGCAACCACCAGGGCCGCCCCACCCACAGGCUACUCCAGGCAGCCUCGCUGUCAGACAUGCAGCGCUGGCUGGGGGCCUUUCCCACCCCAGGUCCUCUUCCCUGUUCCCCAGACACCAUCUACGAGGACUGUGAGUGUUCCCAGGAGCUAUGUUCAGAGCCAUCUACACCUUCUAAGACCGAGGGGCAAAGUCUGGAGUCGAAGGGCCCCCGCAAGCAUCUGCACAAGAACCCUGAAGGUUGGCUUAAGGGGCUUCCUGGAGCCUUCCCUGCCCAACUGGUGUGUGAAGUCACAGGAGAACAUGAAAGGAGAAAGCAUCUUCGCCAGCAUCAGAAGCUCCUCGAGGCUGUGGGACCCUCCUCAGGCACUGCUGAUACCCCUCAGCCCUAAUGCAGGGAGGGGCACAGAUUGGGACACUGGCAGCAGCAAGGGAAAGCAAAGUCUGCCCAUCCAUCUGUCCAUCCGUCCACCCAUCCAUCGAUCCACCUACCUGCUCGCUGUCAGUGGAAACACUACCUCUAGUGGCAACCAAUAGGGAUAGAGCUUCCGGACAGAGCAGCUCAUGAAACAAGGCCAUCUGAGCCACGACAGGAAAGAAAGAAUGAGGAUGGCUUGACUGUGUUGCCAAAGGAGACAGAGGCUAAGUACAGAGCAGCCAAGGCUGAGGCGCUGGCCAUUAAGCAUCACUGAAGUUCACAACCAAGGAAGAUGGAGCCAGGGCAAUACAUUGAGAAGUGGCAUCAUUGAAGUGGUCCUGUAGCCAAAGGGAUGGACAGGGACCCAUCCAGCCAAAGAAGAUGGGGAUUUGGGCCCAGGAGACCAGUACUCACCCGACUUGGUUUCACAGAAGCCACUGAUCCUAUUCUUUGAGUACAGGAAGUAUCAAAUUAAUCUGAUGCUUCUGUUUCUGGGCUGUUUCCUAUGUCUUUUCAAAGCGCUUCCUUCUAGAAGAAUCCAGAGUGUAUCUCAGAGGACAUGUGUAUGUGUAUAUAGGAAGGCAGCAGCGCUGAGUGUGGCAUGCGUGUGCGCGUGUGUGUGCGUGUGUGUGCGUGUACAAGAGGGAAAGAGCGCUGCUCCUGUCGGUGACUGAAAACUUAAUUUCUUUUUUCAUCUUAUAUUUUUCUCCCAAGAAGACAUUUGUCCUGUGUUCUACAAGAGUACAGAGUGUAGCUUGCCUGGAGGUUAGGGCUGUGAAUGGAGGCUGUGUGUUCCGGAUGUCUUGUCUCUCUCUGGGUUCCAUGACAGUUGAAGGGUGAUGUUAUGAAGCAGCCAGUGGCCUGGCAAGGGAGGCACUGAGCACCUGGGAUGCAAGCUUCUGUGCCACCUGUGGACACACUCCUGUCCCGAAGGUUGACCUUCUUUUAUCAUGAAGGUCAACAUUAUAAUGCUCUGCAUUAUCUCCCAGCUUGAAUUGUCAUCAUGGUGUCAGCCAGCCUCAGCCUCAGGCUGCAGAACAAGCUGACCCCAGGCCAGCCAGGACCACCCUGGGCUUCUGUCCUCUCAGAAAUGGAGGGCCAAACUCAGGAGGGAGCUGGUGAGGUUGCCUGGCCUCAACCACAGCUUCUGCUGAGGAGAACCUGUCUCCUGCAUGAUGCUGGAGAGUUGAGGGUGAAGACAGCAGAACAGACAAUUGCUGGGGUGGCAGCCCAGGCCUGGGAAAAGGCUUAGUCUUCACAACUGUGCAAUACUGUCCUAUCAUCUGUGUCAACCUGCCCAGACAAACUGCCAGGAUGACUAUGGGAGUCGUAGUCAUAGACAAUGGGGACAGAAGGCAGAGGGGCACUUGGCAUGUCCACAGCUUCCCUCAGCUAAGUGCCAGCCACAUGGGGAACCCUCAAUAAAUGUUGGUGGCAUCAUACUGAGGCUCUUGAGGGCUUGAAAGAACAGUAAAAAUACGGUUUAAUAAGGGGGAAUUGUUAAAAAAAAUGCAUUUUAGAAAAGAAACACACACACACACACACACUUGAACUGCUCAAUUUCCUUGAAACCACUGAGCAAGAAAAGCAACACUGAAGUGCCACGUUGAUUCUGCGCAGCUUCUACUCAGAUUAGAGACCAAGAGCAAAAGUAAGAGUCUCUCCGAAACUCUGUUUCUGGUAAAGUAAAUGACCUCG